Mycena citricolor is the source of this 1125-nucleotide messenger RNA. NCBI's taxonomy places the organism in Eukaryota, Fungi, Basidiomycota, Agaricomycetes, Agaricales, Mycenaceae. The record is from the annotation of a GenBank genome assembly.
GACUAUUAAUGCUCUCGACAUGUUCGAGACCUCGUGAGAUUGCUGAGGUGCUAUCUCAAUGAUUUGCAUAAGAUUCUCUUCGUGUGUGCUCUAGUUUCGUGUUCCAGCGAGCAACCCUUCAAGCCAUCGUGUGAACAUCUCAUCCGCAGUCGAACCGAAUGGAUGACUACGUCAACGCUACCGUGGGACAACCGCAAGACUCAGCGUUUUCAUACGGAUAAUCGGGGGCGGUGACCCGCUCCCGGCUAUCGCCGUGUGGUGAAAGAUAAAGAGUCGAGAAUGCGUGUUUCCAGAGACCAUACCGUCGAGUGAAUUCUCCCUGAACGCGAAUGUCUGCCAGCUAUCUCGCCGCUAUCGCCACCCGCCGGACCAGAUAUGCUCUGACAGACAAGUCCACGAUUCCAGACGACAAGAUCGAAUACAUUCUCAAGGAGUGUCUCUUGCACACUCCCUAUGGCUGGGACUCAAACUGCGGGCGCCUCGUUCUCAUGGUCGGCGAGAAGCACCGACAGCUGUGGUCGUUAAUCCGCGAAUCAGUCACCAAAGGCCUCGAAGGUGGCGACCACUUGGCAACUGUACAAAAGCGAAUUGACGGCUUCCAUGCUGCUUAUGGAUCCGUUUUGUUUUGGGAUGAUCAGGCCAUAUUGGACGGACUGAUAGAAAGCAUGCCUCCGAAAUACACUCCGGUCGUCCCCAUCCUGGCUGCGAAGAGCGCUGGUAUGCUCCAGAGCACCGUUUGGACCGCUCUUGCCAUGGAGGGGAUGGGUGCCAGCUUACAGCACAACGCCUAUGACCCUGCCGUUGCCGAACAGAUCUGUGCUACCUUUGGCUUCCCAAAAACAUGGCGUUCGACUGCCAUCAUGCCCUUCGGUAUUCCUUACGCUCCCCCGACCGACAAAAAGUUCGCGUCGGCCGAUGAACGUUUCAUAUUAGUGAAAGAUUGAGUAUUUAAUGCCCGUUAAUCUUAGAUUUCUCUCGUGUAUGCACAAUGCUCUAGACAUCACGAUCUGGUCUGAUUACCUCUGACGAUUUGGGUAUCAGGCGGCAAUCAAGGGCUAUCGCGUGCUGGAUGUAGUCAUGAAACCUCCGUACUCCGGUCGUCGAAAACACAGUACAAUCUUGCCG